This is a messenger RNA of Alligator mississippiensis (American alligator), 2536 nucleotides long. It is a transcript of the gene NOXO1, whose product is annotated as NADPH oxidase organizer 1. The coding region runs from base 87 to 932 and encodes 281 amino acids. Lineage: Eukaryota; Metazoa; Chordata; Crocodylia; Alligatoridae. The record is from RefSeq and is a predicted model, not a curated record. The transcript has 8 exons. Gene Ontology annotation, molecular function: protein binding; superoxide-generating NADPH oxidase activator activity; phosphatidylinositol binding. Gene Ontology annotation, biological process: superoxide anion generation.
UUAGCUUGCAGGAGGCAGCUGCUGACACCAGACUGUGCUGAGCCUCAACCAGUGUAGAGAGAGGGCAGCAUCAGCCUCAGGGAAAGAUGAACACAACCUGGUACCCUGUUGAUGUGAAAGCUGUUGGCUUGAUGAAAUGCAGAAAGCAGAAGAACUACAUGAUGUCUGUGCUCUGGCCAGAUCGAAACAACGUUCUUAUCUACCGGACUUUUGAAGAGUUUAAGAAAUUCCACAAAGAACUGAAAAAAAAGUUCCCCAUAGAAGCCGGUUUACUAAAGAAAUCAGACCGAACCAUUCCCAAGUUUAAAGAUGCCCCUCGGAUGCAGAGAAAGAGCGGGAAGCUGAGGAGGUCUCUGGAAAGACUGAAACUUCUGGAGCUUUACUCCCAGGAGCUGAUGAAGCUGGAUACAAAAAUCUCCCAGAGUGAAGAUGUGACCCAGUUUUUCAAGGCACAAACCCGAGACCUAGAUCCCUCAUUUCCAGAAAACAGCAUUAUAAUCAUGCCAUCAGAAUUUGGGGAUGAGAAGAAAAAACAGCUUACACAACCAAGCCCCUCUAUUACAUACCCAGUGGCUUCCCAGACCUACAGGUGCAUCGAAACCUAUGAAACGAAAGACACAAAGAACAGACCUUUCAAAGUUGCUAAGGGGGAGAUCGUUGAAGUCUUAAUCAAGGACAUGACAGGGUGGUGGCUGGUAGAGAACGAGGACAAGCAAAUAGCCUGGUUUCCAGCUCCAUACCUGGAGGAGAGAACAUUUGGAGAGAAGGCUCCAAGUUUCAGGGAGUCAGAUGAAGAGGGGUCCAGGUAUUACACUGUGCGGGCAUACAAGUCUCAGGAAGCAGACGAGCUCUCAGUGAAUGCUGGGGUCAUUGUGGAGGUGCUGGAGAAAUCAGACAAUGGCUGGUGGCUCAUCUGGGGAGCUGUUGCUUGAGGAGGAGAAGCCAACAGCGCCAGUUCUUUUUGGACCAGGCAGCCAGUGAGGAGAGAGGUCAAUAAGAGUUUCAGUGCAAACUUUGCCUUGCCAGACCCCCAGUGUCUGCUCCAUUGCUGCUUUUGUUCUGUGUUUGUACUGCACACAGCCCUUUUCUCCAAAGAUCUCAAAGCAGGUGAGUACAAGUGCUACCAUUUUACAGAACCAGGGAACUGAGGUAGUCAAGCAGCUUGGCCAGGAUCAUGUCUUUCUCUAGGUCCGAGCCAAUGUCAGGUAGUCAGAAAAAGACAUGCAUUCUGAGAACCUGGGUUCUGGAAGUGGCCCAGGGUGAAGGGAGCAAAAACAUCACAGGAUGUCAUGGGGUGCAGCGAGAUGCCUUCACACUCUGGACCAGGCUGUGCUCUGAUGAUCCUCACAGCACUUUCAUGGCCCAUAUCUUGUGAAAUCUGCCCAGGCCCUGCAGUGACCAAAACAACCUGUACAAAAGCCUGAAUUCAAGCAGCAUUUGCUAACUCUAACUCUAGGAAACCAGACUAUGCCCUCAGCAACAUGAUACAGACACCCCUUAAUUUAGUUCCUCUCCUUAGCUCACUUUCUGCCAUGCCACCAGUCCGGCAACUGGUGUAUGACUGCUGUUUUUCACACUGACCAGUUGUCUCACUGUACCAACAUGCUCCCCCAUCGACAUGCUGUCUCUUGCCUUAUCCUUAGCUUGUACACUAUUUGGCCAGGGACUGUCCUUUGGAUGGAUAUUUGUAUAGGAUGUAGCAUGGUCUAGGAUUAUCUACAAGGGGUUCCAACACAGUGCAGUUACUUACCAUAGAAAAUGAGGGUUGGAAGGGAGCUCAGGAGGUCACAUCUAGUCCAACCCCCUGCUUAAAUCAGGACCAGCCCCAAAUACAUCAUUCCAGCCAAAGCUUUGUUGGGCCGGGCCUUCAAAAUGUCCAAGGAUGGAGACUUCACCACCUCUCUGGGUAACCUGUUCCAGUGCUUCACUACCUUCCUCCUGAGAGUUUUUCCUCAUAUCCAACCUAAGCCUCCCUUGCUGCCAGUGGAGCCCAUUGCUCCUUGUCCUGUCGUCUGCUCCACUGAGAACAGCCAAGCUCCCUCCUCUUUGCAGCCCCCCUGCAGGGAGGUGAAGGCUGCUAUUUUUCAGCCUUCUCUUUGGCAGACUAAAUCAGCCCAGUUCCCUCAGUCUGUCCUCACAAGUCAUGUCCCCAGCCUCCCAACCAUUUUUGUUCCCUCUGCUGGACUCUCUCCAACUUGUCCACAUCCUUUCUGUAGUGGGGGGCCCAAAACUGGGCACAGGACUUCAGAUUUGUCCUCCCCAGUGCAGAAUAGAGGGGAACAAUCACUUCCUUCAAUCUGCUGGCAAUACUCCUGAUUAAUGCUUACCAACUACUCACUAAAAAGGGAGAGUCUGUAAUCUUCCAGCAUGUGCAUAAGGUCCAAGGUAGGUGGGCUCGGGGGGUUCUACCAGCAGGACCACUUACUGUAAGAGUGUCUCUAUGUGGACACUUGUGCUAUUUGCCAUUUCUCUCAAGCUCAUGCACCAACCCUUCAAGAUUCAAGGUUUGAAGAGUGAGAGGAAGGUGAUUCUUGGC